AAUAAAACUAGUGGACAAUGAAUGAAGUACUAAUCUUUCUCACUUUCAAUAAAUACCAUCCCCGAAUAACUUGUUACUUUACAUUUUCCAAAUCCAAGAUCAACUCAAACAACCUUUUACGUUUGAGACAAGACAAGACAAGAAACAUGGAUUUCCUCACCGACCAAGUAAAGAAGAAAUUCUCCGACAAGAAACCGGAAACUUCAGACCCUGACCCGAACCACAACAAUAACAAACCGGGCCACACCGUUCCAACACAUAAACCUGCUUCCAGCUCCGAUCCAACAAUGCAUAAGCCAGCUACAAACGCAGAGCUCAUGGCUAGCGCCAAGAUCGUAGCGGAGGCUGCUCAAGCCGCUUCUCGCAACGAGACAGGCAAGCUCGACAAAGCUAAAGUAGCCGGAGCCACCGCCGACAUACUUGACGCCGCUCAAAGAUACGGCAAGCUUGAUGAAAAGAGUGGUGUUGGUCAGUACCUCGAAAAGGCUGAAAAUUUUCUCCACAAGUACGAGUCUUCACACUCUCACUCCUCUGGUGGUGCUGGCAGUCACGGUGGUGUCAGCGGAAGCCAUGGAGGAGGAGCUGGAGCACCGGCGGUUAAGAAAGAAGAUGAGAAAUCGGGAGGUGGCAGUCAUGGGUUAGGAGACUAUGCUAAGAUGGCUCAAGGUUUCAUGAAGUGAUUAUUAUUAGUAGAUCAACAAAUAAAUAAUUAUGGUAGUGAUAUAUAUUAUCUUCCAUGGUUACUAUUAAAUAUAAGUUGUCUGUUUUGAAUUUGUAAACUGAUAGAUCAUGUAAAAUAAAAUAUUAACGUUCGCUAGUUCUCAUUA
Molecule: messenger RNA, 827 nt
Organism: Brassica napus (rape)
Lineage: Eukaryota; Viridiplantae; Streptophyta; Magnoliopsida; Brassicales; Brassicaceae
Product: nodulin-related protein 1-like
Exons: 1
Coding region: 18-680 (220 amino acids)
Biological process (GO): regulation of abscisic acid biosynthetic process; response to heat
Source: RefSeq, a predicted model, not a curated record